This is a messenger RNA of Topomyia yanbarensis, 2180 nucleotides long. RefSeq names its product retinol dehydrogenase 12-like. Lineage: Eukaryota; Metazoa; Arthropoda; Insecta; Diptera; Culicidae. The coding region runs from base 114 to 1085 and encodes 323 amino acids. The transcript has 6 exons. The record is from RefSeq and is a predicted model, not a curated record.
UUUGUAAAUUUAGUGUUACAGUGAAGCUCAUCACCUUCGCAUAUAGAUUGCGGCUCUGUUCUGUUUUAGUCGUUCUAAGUUACUGCCCGGAAUUUUAACAAUAAACUAAAAAGAUGAUUCUGUUCGUGCAUAUUGUUGCAUUCUCGGUGGCCGCCUUUGUAGGGUUCAAAUUGUUCAGACUCUUCAUCGAAGGAGGUCAAUUUAGAAAACCAACACGCUGCGAUGGCAAAGUGAUAGUAAUAACCGGAGCAAACACGGGCAUCGGUAAGGAAACCGCCAAGGAGUUGCUGAAACGCGGCGCAAAAGUCUACAUUGCCUGUCGAUCUCUGGAUAAAGCAAACCAAGCACGAACAGAGCUCAUACAGCAGACUGGUCAGAGCAACAUUCAUGUUCGAGAACUUGACCUUUCCUCGCUAGAAUCGGUGAGGAAUUUCUCAAAGAAAUUUCUAGCCGAAGAACCCCGCUUAGACAUUCUGAUCAACAACGCGGGGGUGAUGGCCUGCCCGAAAGCACUAACCAAGGACGGAUUUGAGAUGCAACUGGGUGUUAACCAUUUGGGUCACUUUCUGCUGACGAACUUGCUGCUGGAUCGUUUGAAAGCGUCCGCCCCGAGUCGGAUCGUGAAUUUGUCCAGCCUUGCGCACGAGUACGGCUCGAUCAAUAAGGUGGAUUUGAACAGCGAAAAAUCCUACAACCAAGUGACAGCCUAUUGUCAGAGUAAACUGGCAAAUGUACUGUUUACACGGGAGUUGGCCAAGCGGUUGGAGGGAACCAAAGUGACUACUUAUGCGGUCCACCCGGGAACGGUUGACACUGAACUGCCUCGACACAUGGGAUCAUUAUUUUUCCUACUCGAGCACAAACUAGUGAAACCACUCCUGCGACUGGCCUUCAAAACACCCCGGUCCGGUGCCCAAACAAGCCUCUACGUAGCUCUGGAUGGAGAUUUGGCAAACGAAAGCGGGAAAUACUACGCAGAUUGUACCGAAAAGAAACCUAGCAAGGCUGGGCGGGAUGAAGAAACGGCUCGCUGGUUGUGGAACGUAAGCGAAAAAAUGACCGGACUUUCCAGUAAAGUAUCGUGAUAGGUUCUUUGGAAGGAAUUGCUACAUUUAGUUUCCUUAAUGUUACUUCUGGUUUCAUAAAACCUUGACUAUUCAAAUAUCAUUAGGACUUUAAUUGUAUCAUAGUGUAUGGUAAUUGACAUGGAAACACGAAAAAUAAAGUGUUGACAAUUAUCAUUAAAACGUUUAAUAUCUCCGUAAAAGCAGCCAAAUAUCUUUUUUUUAUUAUUACGAUUAUAGAGGUUUUAACAUUGAGGUCAUUCGCCUCUUCCGGUUAGAAAAAUCUCUUAUGACAAAUUUCUAACCCUAUGUGCGGGGUCUGUACUCGAACCCAGGUGCGCUGCCGACAAGGUAAUCGAUUUACCAACUACGCUAUUGCCCCCCUAUGUUGCAAUUGCCGCAAGGUUCUACUGUAUCGAUUUUGUUGGCUAUUUUCGGCAAAUUUAAGACUAAGAGAAACGAAAGGAAUGAAAUCGAAAGACGGAUAGGUAUUCUAGAGCGAAUCAAAGAUAAAUUUAGAACGGAAAACUAGGACUAGGCAGGCUCAUAUGGACAUGAUCGAAAGGAAAUGUGAAGAGUCCUUUGCCUUCUGCUAAACAGGAGUUGGGCGUUGCACCCAAGUCUACCGCAUGGUCAUUGAUAGAACAUAACUCAUCAUCAUAUUUUACCGCCCACGCCGGCAUGAACAAUGUUGUCAUUUCGGCUGGUACCGUGGAUCAGUAGCUGGGAGGGAGAAACAGACUCAAUAAAUGUGAAUGUCAUAGCCAGCCAGAACGAAACUGUCACUCCGAGCCACAAAAAAGUGUUCAUCGAGGAAAUGAGAGUAUUGUUAUCAUAUGCUUGCUUGAAAAUGUUUCCGAACGAUGAAUUUCCUUGAUUUUUUGUCUAGAUUGGGUGUAGCAGUAAAUAUUAUUAAAGUUUUUUUGUGAUUUUAAUGCCAUUUUGAAAUUAGACAGAUAAAUUUUUCGGUAAUCCGUGCUGCCACAAUCAAAUAAAUUGUAUUUCUAUGUAUUCAAUGAUGAAUAAGAAUUUAGAUGCGUUCAAAAGUUUCGAGCAUCGUUUUAAGACAAUAUUGCGAUCUUGCUAUAAUGUAAAAUAAACGCUAAUUUUAUAUGA